Molecule: messenger RNA, 1468 nt
Organism: Condylura cristata (star-nosed mole)
Lineage: Eukaryota; Metazoa; Chordata; Mammalia; Eulipotyphla; Talpidae
Gene: FHL2
Product: four and a half LIM domains 2
Exons: 6
Coding region: 128-967 (279 amino acids)
Biological process (GO): negative regulation of calcineurin-NFAT signaling cascade; negative regulation of transcription by RNA polymerase II
Cellular component (GO): nucleus; Z disc
Molecular function (GO): transcription coregulator activity; transcription factor binding
Source: RefSeq, a predicted model, not a curated record
CGCUCACUCGCCCGGCUGUGCCGCCGCAGCCGCAGCACCCGGGAGCCACCGCCCGGGACGCCUGCCCGACCGCCCGGUCAGGGACUGCGGGGCCCAGCGAGCGCUGGUUGAAAAGGUGGAUGCCAAGAUGACUGAGCGCUUUGACUGCCACCACUGCGAAGAGUCUCUCUUUGGCAAGAAGUACAUCUUGAAGGAGGAUAACCCUUACUGCGUGGCAUGCUUUGAGGCCCUCUACGCCAACACAUGCGAAGAAUGCGGCAAGCCCAUCGGCUGUGACUGCAAGGACUUGUCCUACAAGGACCGGCACUGGCACGAGGCCUGCUUCCACUGCUCGCGGUGCAAGAGCUCGCUGGUGGACAAACCCUUUGCCGCCAAGGAGGAACAGCUGCUCUGCACAGACUGCUACUCCCACGAGUACUCUUCCAAGUGCCAGGAAUGCAAGAAGACCAUCAUGCCAGGUACCCGAAAAAUGGAGUACAAGGGCAGCAGCUGGCAUGAGACUUGCUUCAUGUGCCAUCGGUGUCAGCAGCCAAUUGGAACCAAGAGCUUCAUCCCUAAAGACAAUCAGAAUUUCUGUGUGCCCUGCUAUGAGAAUCAGUAUGCUCUGCAGUGUGUUCAGUGCAACAAGCCCAUUACCACUGGGGGAGUCACCUACCGGGACCAGCCCUGGCACAAGGAGUGUUUCGUGUGCACAGCCUGCAAGCAGCCCCUGUCCGGGCAGCGCUUCACUUCCCGAGAUGAGUUUGCCUAUUGCCUGAGCUGCUUCUGCGACUUGUACGCCAAGAAGUGUGCAGGGUGCACCCACCCCAUCAGCGGACUUGGUGGCACAAAGUACAUUUCCUUUGAGGAACGGCAGUGGCAUAAUGACUGCUUUAACUGCAAGAAAUGCUCGCUCUCCCUGGUGGGACGCGGCUUCCUCACGGAGCGUGAUGACAUCCUGUGCCCCGACUGCGGGAAGGACAUCUGAAUUCAGCACCGUCUGGCCUCGCAAUGCUCACUCGUUCAUAUAUUUUCUUUUUCAACCAGGCAGUAGUAUGGUUCCACCAGCCAUUCUGAGACUUCCCCCUGUGCUUCUCAAUGAUAGCCACGUUUGUUUAAAUCCUUUCACUUCUUUGUACAAACCAUUUCUUUGUAAUAGUUCCACCCUAACGAAGAAGAAACUUAGGUAAAACUUAGAUAGGAAGGUGGUUUUGAAUUUCUGUAAUCAAGCAAGGCAAAUCCAAGUGUGAAAUCCUUUUGAAUGAUGUCUUUAUAAAUAUAUCUUUCUUUCACUGUGUAUUUAAUUUUUAAGUGCAAUGAAUGUCACAAACUUGAGUCUUCCUGACUACUUAAGGUAAUGAACAAGUUACUACUGUGUAACUUUCUGCCAUGUAAGGUCUAAAGCAAGAUUGUGUGAUUUACAAUAGUUACCUAGAACAAAAUCUUUUGCCAGGCACAGUGUGUAAAAUAAAUAAUGGUUAAACAUUGA